UACAUACCCGCCCAUAGUAAAAGGUCCUUUCCCUUCUGGAAGCGAACAUUAGGGUUGUCGAAAUAGAGGAUCCUAACAUAACCAAGUAUGGACAAGGACAGGAAACGCAUGGCUGAGAGGAUAUUAAACAUCACCUUAGAUAUAAUCUACCUGCUGACCGGAGAGGAUUACAUAGCGGUGAAGACAGUAUCCGAUGAGGAAGAAGGAUGGAGCAGCACCCAGAUUCCCAUCACAAAGACCACAUCUCACUCACUGAGAAAAGAGAGAAUCAAUGAGAAAAAGAUCCUAGAACUCACCAACAAGAUCAUAGAGUUGUUAACUGGAGAGGUUCCUAUAAGGUGUCAGGAUGUCGCUGUCUAUUUCUCCAUGGAGGAGUGGGAGUAUUUAGAAGAUCACAAGGAUCUGUACGAGGAUGUCAUGGUGGAGACCCACAGAUCACUGUAUGAACCCAGUAUAAGGAACAACCCCGAUGGGUUCUCCAGUCCUCUUCAUGCACACAACUGUCCAGAGGAAAAUGACAAUGUCCUACAGGAUUGUAAGAUUGAAGAACUGGCUGAUAUUAAAUGUGAAGUAAUUUCUGAAGAUGAAGAGAUGUAUGUAGAAGAUAGCCGACAAUGUAAGCUAGAGGAUGUUCCCACAUAUAUCAGCACUGAUGGAAUAGAAGAAGACAUCUAUCCUGAGAGAUAUGUGGAAUUUCCUGAGUCCCAUAACAAAAAUCAUUUUGCGGAAAACUUAGGGGAAGAUGUUUUAUCUCCAGAUUAUAAAGAAGAUAUUGAUGAUUACAAUGAUAUUGGACAAGAUAACUCUAUGAAAUCAUUAAUCUCUGGCCAUCACAACAGAGAUUUAUCUACUCAUCCUACUAAUAACAAAGAACUAUCCUUUGAUCAGUCACUGAAUGAAUUACAAGAUAACGUUCCUCCAGGGGGUAAAAUAUUUACCUGUUUUGAAUGUGGAAAGACUUUUAAAACUAAAUGUAGUCUAUGUAGACAUAUUCGAAUUCACAAAAAUGAGAGACCAUUUUUAUGUUCAGAAUGUGGAAAAUGUUUUAUUCAGAGAUCACAUCUUGUUCAACAUCAGAAAAAUCAUAGAGGAGAGAAACCUUUUUCAUGCCCUGAAUGUGGUAAAUGUUUUACUCAGAAAUCAAGUCUUUGUGGUCAUCGUAGAAUUCACACUGGAGAAAAGCCAUUCUCAUGUUUGGAAUGUAGCAAAUGUUUUAACCACAAAUCAGAUCUUGUUCGACACCAGAGAAUUCACACAGGGGAGAAGCCUUAUUCAUGUUUACAAUGUGGGAAAUGUUUUACUGUGAAAUCACAUCUUGUUGAACAUAACAAAAAUCAUACAGGGGAUAAACCUUUUUCAUGUUCAGAAUGCGGGAAAUGUUUUACCCAGAAAGCCUAUCUUGCGAAACAUGAGAUAAUUCACACAAGAAAUAAUGUAUUUCCAUGUACAGAAUGUGAGAAAUGUUUUACCCUAAAAUCAGCUCUUGUGGCACAUAAGAAACAACACACAAUAAUGAAACCAAGUUACAGAGCAGCCUCCAUUGUUGUUGAACGGGUACACCGGGCACUGCGGCCAAAGCCAUCUCCUACAGAACCUCCGAGAGACGUGAUCUGUGGCCUCCUCAGCUAUGUGGACACUGCCGCAAUCAUGGCCGCGAACAGAACUGCCGAUGAGGUGAGCUUCGAGGGCCAUGCCCUGCGCCUAUUUCAAGACCUCUCCCCUGCAACCCUGGCCAAACGGAGAAUCCUGAACCCAUUGCUGCAGCUAAGAGAGAUGAAAGUGCAAUACACCUGGCUAUACCCUUUUGGAAUUACAGUGGCGAAGGAGGGCAAGCGCCUGGCUGUUAGAUCUCCGGAGGACCUCGGGAAGCUGUGUGCUCUAUUGGGCAUCCCGUCCUGGACAUCCCGUCCGAUGGACAUCCCGUCCUGGCUGCCGGUGCAACUGGGCUUCCUACCCCCGCUGCCCACUCCAUCACCAUGGUCCACGGUGGACAAGCAGAAGUCACCUAAAGCCCGCAAGAAGACCCAGGUGGCAGCGGUAACUCCUCUUCUAGAGGUGUCUCGAUCGCCUUCCACAGAGAUGUCCCGUUCCGCCUCCUAUCCCAACACAACUCAGGAGAUGGUAGGGCCCUAUUCCUACACCUCUGCUUCACUAUACCCUCCCAAUAAGCACACUGUUCGCUGGCUGCUGGUGACCUUGGAGGAACUGAGAGCCUUUGCUGAGGGUCCCAUCCUUCUGGGAGCUGAUCUCAACAUGGUGCUCAAUCUCAAAUGGGAUACAUCCACUAGGCGCUCGGGUAUUUCCUCGGUGGCCCUCAGCACCCUAAGAAACAAACUCCAUACCCUGGGCUUGGUUGACACCUGGUGUUGUCUGCACCCAGGUGACCGCAUCUAUACGUUUUAUUCUGCUCCCCAUGGAUCGGAACAGAGCCUGGAUUUUCUCCUUUGCCAUGAUAGCCUGCUAUCGACGGUUAUGUCAGCUGACAUUGGCCAUCGCACUCUGUCAGACCAUGCCCCGGUUCAGGCCACCUUCUCCUUUUCGCAGCUCCCUGUUAGAGACUGGACGUGGAGACUUAAUGACUCUUUGUUAGAUGACGCAAAAGCACUAGCUGACCAACUUAAAACUUUCUUCGAUGUUAAUACCACACCAGAUGAUUACAUAGUAGUGAAAACCAUAUCUGAUGAGGAGGAAGGAUGGAGCAGAGCCCAGAUCCCCAUUACAAAGUCCUCGCCUCACUUAUUAAAGAAUGAAAGAAUGGAUGAACAGAAAAUCCUAGAACUCACCAACAAGAUCAUUGAGCUGCUGACUGGAGAGGUUUUUAUAAGGUAUCAGGAUGUUGCUGUUUAUUUCUCUCUUGAGGAGUGGGAGUAUAUGGAAGACCACAGCCAUCUGUACAAUGAUUUCAUGGCGGAGGAGCACCAGUCCCUCAAGUCUAUGUAUGGAUUGAAUAUCAAGAACAUGCCAGAUGGAUUCUCCAGCCUUCCUACACACAAAAGGACUGAAGAAUGGGCUGAUUUUAAAUGUGACGUAAUCGCCGAAGAUAAAGAGUGUAAAGAAGAGGAAAUUCCUUCCUAUAUUAGCACAGAUGACUUUCCCAAAAACUUGGAGAAACAUAUCAUUUUAUCUCCAGAUUAUAAAGUGGAAUAUAAUAUACAAGAUAAUUCUGAAGAACAUUGCAUUACUUCAGCAUUUACCUCUGUCUUUUGCCGCAGAGAUUUAGCUACUGAUCCCACUAACCACAAGAAAUCUUCAUCUGAUCAGUCACAGAAUGAUCAGCAAGUUACAGGUCGUGAAGGUGGGAAAAUAUUCAUGUGUUCUGAAUGUGGAAAGAGCUUUAAGACUAAAUGCAGUCUUUAUAGACAUAAGAGAAUUCAUGGAAAUGAGAGACCGUUUUCAUGUUCUGAAUGUGGGAAAUGUUUUAUUCAGAAAUCACACCUUGUUCAGCAUCAGAAAAAUCACAGAGGGGAGAAGCCAUUUUCAUGCACCGAAUGUGGGAAAUGUUUUACUCAGAAAUCAACUCUCGGUGACCAUCAGAGAAUUCAUACAGGAGAGAGGCCAUUUUUAUGCUUGGAAUGUGGGAAAUGUUUUGCCUAUAAAUCAAGUCUUGUAGAUCAUCGACGGACUCACACAGGAGAGAAGCCAUAUUCAUGUACGGAAUGUGGGAAAAGUUUUACAAGGAAAACAAAUCUUGUUGAACAUCAGAAAAGUCACACAGAGGGGAAGCCCUUUUCUUGCUCAGAAUAUGACUUUGCCAGAAACAUAGAAGAACGUGUCCUUUUAUCUCCAGGUUUUAAAGGAGAAGAUAAUGAUCUUCCUGAACAUAAUUCUAAAGAAGAUUCCAUUACCUCAACAUUAACCUCGGGCCUUCACAGCAGAGAUUUAUCUGCUGAUUCCACUAACCACAAGGAAUCGUCAUCUGAUCAGUCACCGGACGAUCAACAAGAUUCAGCCCGAGAGGAUAACUUCACCAGAGACUUGGAGGGACCUGUACUUGCAUCUCCUGGUUUUAAAGUAGAAUAUAUUGAUAUUGCUCAUGAUAAUUCGGAAGAACUUUCCUUUAGUUCAGCAUUAACCUCUGUCCUUCAAAACAGAGAAUUAGCUACCGAUUCUAUUUACCACACAGAAUCUGUUUCUGAUCAGUCACUGAAUGGUCAACAAGCUUCAGCUCCUAGAAGGGGUAAAAUAUUUAUGUGUUUUGAAUGUGGAAAGAAUUUCAAGACUAAAUGUAGCCUUUGUAGACAUAAGAGAAUACACAAAAAUGAGAGACCAUUUUUAUGUUCAGAAUGUGGGAAAUGUUUUAUUCAGAAAUCACAUCUUGUUCAACAUCAGAAAAAUCACAGAGGGGAGAAGCCCUUUUCAUGCACUGAAUGUGGAAAAUGUUUUACUCAGAAAUCAAGUCUCAGCGACCACCAGAGAAUUCACACUGGCGAGAAGCCCUUUUCAUGUUUGGAAUGUGGGAAAUGUUUUACUUAUAAAUCAAGUCUUGCUGACCAUCGAAGAAUUCAUACAGGGGAGAAGCCUUUUUCAUGUUCAGAAUGUGGAAAAUGUUUCACCAGGAAAUCCAAUCUUGUUGAACAUCAGAAGAAUCACACAGGGGAAAAGCCGUUUUCAUGUCCAGAAUGUGAGAAAUGUUUUACCCAAAAAGCAUAUCUUGUUAAACAUCAAAUAGUUCACUCAAGAGAGACUCUGUUUUCAUGUUCAGAAUGUGGGAAAUGUUUUAACCAAAAAUCAAGUCUUGUUACACAUCAGAGAACUCACGCAGAAAAGAAUCCUUUUGCAUGUUCAGAUUAAGGGAAGUGUUUAACUUUGAUUUCAGAUCGUGUUACACAUUAAAGAAAAAUAUAUUAACUAUAGCAAUGUUAACCCAUUAAUGACGCAGCAAUUUUUCAUUUUUGUGUUUUCAUUUUUUUUUACUAAUUUUAUGUGGUGCCAAUUGUAACGUGAUGACAUCACUCCUAUUACCACAAACGCUAAAUCCAUUUUACAACUUUUGGAGCCUUAUGUUUCUAUCCAAUGCAUUUUACCAUAACCGUUGCAUGUUAUCUUUAUUCUGUAAGUCAAUAUAAUUACCCAAUUUAUAUAGGGUUUUAUUUUAUUAUAAUUAACAUUUUGUAGGAAAAUAAUUAUAUUUAAAAUUAUCCUUAUAACGUUUUUACUUUUCCAUAUGUAUUAAUAGUGCAGACAAUUCUGCACGUGACAAUACCAAAAAUGUUUCAUUUUGUUUUGUACAUGCUGUUAUUUAUGGAAUGGGAAAAGGGGGGAUGAUUAAAAUUUUUAGUCUCAAA
Messenger RNA from Hyla sarda, 5285 nucleotides. RefSeq lists its product as uncharacterized. Lineage: Eukaryota; Metazoa; Chordata; Amphibia; Anura; Hylidae. The transcript is spliced from 17 exons. The record is from RefSeq and is a predicted model, not a curated record. Gene Ontology annotation, biological process: regulation of DNA-templated transcription. Bases 88 to 4791 code for a protein of 1567 amino acids.